Octopus bimaculoides (California two-spot octopus) is the source of this 6053-nucleotide messenger RNA. RefSeq names its product ribosomal protein S6 kinase alpha-5. The record is from RefSeq and is a predicted model, not a curated record. Lineage: Eukaryota; Metazoa; Mollusca; Cephalopoda; Octopoda; Octopodidae. Gene Ontology annotation, biological process: protein phosphorylation. Gene Ontology annotation, molecular function: protein serine/threonine kinase activity; ATP binding.
CACUUGUUCCUCCCACCACCGUACUAACGUCUCUCUCACCAACACUAAACCGCCAUCAUCACUUCUCUCUCUCUCCGUGCUUUAGCUCGCUUCCUUCAUGGAGAUUGCCAGCUCUUGCACAUCUGUGGACAGUGUCGACAAUGAGAGUCAGUAUGGAGAUGCUGCAACAACCGGGCAUCAACAAUGCAAAGGGACCGUUACGCACGAGUUGCGCAAUGUGAAUAUGGCUGGAAAAGGAAAGGUGACCAUGAAAGACUUCGAAUUAUUGAAAGUUCUUGGUACCGGAGCUUAUGGUAAAGUGUUUCUUGUUCGUAAAGUGAAUGGCUUUGACUGUGGUAAACUUUAUGCUAUGAAAGUUCUCAAAAAAGCCAGUAUAGUUCAAAAAAACAAGACAACAGAACACACUAAAACAGAGCGUCAAGUCCUUGAAGCUAUACGCCAGUCUCCAUUUUUAGUUACACUUCAUUAUGCUUUCCAAACUGAUGCAAAACUUCACUUAAUUCUUGAUUAUGUGAAUGGGGGUGAAAUGUUCACACAUUUGUUCAAUCGAGAACAUUUUUCUGAAUCUGAAGUCCAAAUCUACAUUGGAGAAAUUGUUUUAGCAUUGGAGACUUUACACAAGCUUGGUAUCAUUUACCGCGACAUCAAGCUGGAGAACAUUCUUUUGGAUUCCUCAGGUCACAUUGUUCUCACUGAUUUUGGUUUGAGUAAAGAAUUCCUUCCUGGUGACACGACUCAUCGUGCCUAUUCAUAUUGUGGCACCAUGGAAUAUAUGGCACCUGAAGUUGUAAGAGGAAGUUCAGCUGGACAUGAUUUUUCUGUUGACUGGUGGGCACUUGGAGUCCUUACAUAUGAACUGUUAACUGGGGCAUCACCUUUUACUGUUGAUGGAGAACGGAACUCAUCAAAAGAAAUCUCAAAGCGAAUUCUUGAAAAACAUCCACCGAUUCCUCAACAUUUUUCUCCUGCAACAAAAUCUUACAUUAUUUCUUUACUACACAAAGAUCCUACUAAACGACUUGGUUACAAUGGAGCUGAAGAAAUAAAACAGCAUCCAUUUUUUAAUAAUUUGGAUUGGGAUAAACUUGCAAAAAAAGAAAUAAUAGCACCAAUGUUGCCACAGAUAAAACAUGAACUUGAUGUUAGUAAUUUCUCUGAAGAAUUCACCAAAAUGGAAGCUGCUGACUCACCAGCUGUAGUUCCAUUAAAUGGCGAGAAAAUGUUCAAAGGCUACUCCUAUGUUGCACCUUCUGUUAUAUUCACUGACAACACAGUUAGUGAUGAUCUCCUCCAACAUAACAGUAUCAAUCAACCUCGAGCUAAGAGUAUCAGUGCUGCCAGCCAGUUCAAGAACUCUCCAUUUUUCCAACACUAUGAUUUAGACCUACAGAAUGGUAUUUUAGGUGAAGGCAGUUAUUCAGUGUGUGGACGGUGUGAACAUAAAGUUACAAAAACUAAAUAUGCUGUGAAAAUCAUUUCCCGGCGAGUGGACCAUACAUCAGAAGUAAAAAUGCUUCAACUGUGUCAGAACCAUCCUAACAUAGUGAAACUCAUUGAUGUCUUUCAUGAUGAACUUCACACCUAUAUUGUUAUGGAAUUAUUGAGUGGAGGUGAACUUUUAAAUCGAAUUCAGAAAAAAAAGAGUUUUACAGAAACAGAAGCAAGUCGUAUCAUGCGAAUGCUAGUUGAAGCUGUCGACUAUAUGCAUCAGAAAGGAGUGGUGCAUCGAGAUUUGAAACCUGAGAACAUUUUGUUUGAAGACGAAUCUGAAGGAGCACAAGCGAAAGUGGUGGAUUUUGGAUUUGCUCGGUUAAAAACUGAAAAUCAACCCUUGCAAACUCCAUGUUUCACUCUAAAUUUUGCUGCACCUGAAGUUCUUUCCCAAGCCACACCAAACAACAAAUCUAGGGGUUAUGAUGAAGCAUGUGAUUUAUGGAGUCUUGGUGUUAUUUUGUACACCAUGUUAUCAGGGAAAGCUCCAUUCCAAACAAGAAAUAAGACAGAAACCCCUGAAGGGAUCAUUAAAAGAAUCAAAGAAGGAGAAUUUGACUUUUCUGGACAAGAAUGGCAUGCUGUUUCUGCCAAUGCCAAAAAACUAAUCCGAGGCCUUCUGACUGUAGACCCCCGAGAAAGAUCAACAAUGCAUAAUCUCCUACAGAACAAAUGGAUUCAAGGAAACAAUGAUCGAGUUUUCUCACAAACCCCACUGCAUACACCAGGAAUUCUUAGUUCCACGAGCAAUGCUUUGCAGCAGCAAUUAGUGCAAACCAUGGAUGCAUUCCAUCGUGCUGCUCGAGAAGGUUUCCGAUUGCAAGACGUUGCCAAUGCACCUCUUGCUCAACGGCGACAAAUGAAGCGUAACUCAAUGGAUGCUCGAAGUAGUUCAAAUGACAGCACGGCAUCUUCUCCAUCUUCAUCUUCAGUAUCGGCAGGAUCAACAACAAUGGCAGCUGUAGCCAUAUCCCCUACCAUUAAUCAACAUCCUAUAGACAUUAACUUUCCUCAUACCGACUCAUCUUCUCGAAAUACAUCAAAUACUUCCACGAUAUCUAAUAUAUCACAAAGCAGUACUGGUUUCAUACCAACUAAAUCUAUUAGACUACAACAGCAGCAGCCAGCUAUUGUUGAAGAUGAACAAACCUCUCCUCAGUUUUUAAUGCAACAAAAGUUACUAGAUCAACAUUCCUCACCAUAUCAAUGUUCAGACCAGUUUGGUUUCCCCUGUUUCAGUAGUGGCUCCUUAAAUACACCUGGAAGUAAUGAUGCUACUGCUGGUCGGAGCAUGUUGCACACAAGUGAAACUCCAAAAUGUAUCAAUACUACAUGCACAGUUUUUACCUAUACAGAUGCUAAUGAAAUACCGCAGAAACGCCAUUUGUCUGAGAGAGAAAGCUCAGAUAGUGAUUGUAUUGUUGGAAGUAGUUCAAUUCCUGUCGACUCACCACCAAAAAAACGGCCUAGAACAGAAACUAUCGUCAUCGAGUAAUAUAUUUAAAUUUAUUAUAGAAAACUGUGGUAAUUCAUAAAUCUUCGUUUUCUUAUUAGGGGAGGAUUGGCUCAAAAGAGAAAGGAAAAAAAAAAACGAGUGAGUGUGUAUGUGUAUAUAUGUAAGUUUUUCUAUUGUAUCAUUGAAAUUCUAUUGUAUAUUUCAUAAAAAAAAAUUAUGUAAGAACAAAAAAUUUUAAACAGAUAUUUAUUCUAUUUUGAAUAGUUUAAUAACAUUUUUAAUAAAAAUAUACCAAAUAUCAAGGUAUUUUGUUUGACCAUAUAUUUUAGCUUUCUUAAAUUCUAACCAAAUGUUCAGAUUAUUUAUACUAUUGUAGCUAUUAACAUUGGUAUUUAAGAUGUGGUAGAAUAUUACAUUUGGACUCCAUGAUGAGACUCUCUUAACUGAAUGCAAAAUGUUCUCUUUGAACUUUAAUUACAUUUUAAAUUUUAUUUUCGUAAACUUAAUUUCACAUCACAGUCUGGGUUGAAAUGUUAGGUGUAUUUAGACAUCAGUAUUGUUUAAACAGCUAUUUUGAGAGUUACAGCACACAAUUCCUAUGAUUUAUUUAGGAAUUGAUCAACACAACUGGCCAACAGGUAAUUCAGACUCUGUUCUAAGGACCCCCAUCUCAUAGCAGUUCUGUAAAACAGGGUUUUGUGAGUUAGCUAUGUUCUAAGUUAAAGCUUUCUUAUGAGCCUGGCUAUAGGAACUUUGAAGUAUGCUCCAACAAACCAAUAAAUUCAUUCAGCUGAUUGUCUUUAUAUUGAAUUAUAUCCAUGCACGAAAUUUCAUAUUUUCAGUUCUUCAGCCAUUUAAGUCAAUGGAGACUUGAUCAAAAUAUGGAAAACAUGAUAUGUCAGAUUAUAAUCAGCAUGGGACAUAGAGCACAAGUGAACUGAGAAUGUUGAUGAGCAUUAAAAACAUCAGCUAAAGUGUGUAACUGCACUGGUAUGAACAUGUGAUGCAAAUAGACAAUAAGUGCUAUUGUGCUUCAGAAAAAGAGUAGAUGAAAGAGGAUUACUGAUAUAUUGUAUGGCAUGCUCCAUGGUUGACAUCUUUUCUCUCUUCCUACUACAUAGCAAUGACAUACUUGCUAUUAUGCCCAACAAUGAUACUACAAUUCAUUCAUCCCUAAUCAUGCAUAACCCAUGCACAGACAAGGUACGUCAUGCCGCACCAAUUCUAUGAAUAAAGAUCUUGAAAGCAUCUUCCAGUGGAGAUGUACUAAUCUUGUCUCUUUCAAGAGCAACAAAAGUGUGUUUUUAAAUCAAGAAAAUAUUUUCACACCACGACUCCCUUAACCCUUUAGCAUUUAAUCUGGCCUUAUUCUACUUGCUUUACGUCAAAACUGACCAGACUCAACCUAUCAAACCUACCCUGCAAUGUCAUUCUCAAAAUGUACAAACACACAAUUGAAAUCUUGAAGCUACAAAAUAAUGUUUGAUUAAUUCAAAACAAUGUGGAGAAAUAAGCAUUACAUCCAACAAAGAAAUCUGAACGCUAAAGGGUUAAAUAUACAACUAAGCUCUCAUAACUGUCCCAGAUGUUGGGCAUCUUUAUCAUCAAAGAUGUCUCUAGAUGAAAACAUCCUUAACAUAGCUAGGAUUGCAUCUUAACUAAUAACCCUUCUCUUCAGUUGCCCAGAAGAUACUUCAAUCUCUUCCUGCACCCCAUUCUAUAAUAGUCCCCUGAUCCUCAGCUUUCAUCAUGCCAUUUUCACUCAGGGAUUCCUGAUUCCCUUCUUCCUCCUUGCAUUCAACUCCUUCAAGCCCUGUACUAACACCUCACCCAGCCUUUCCCAAAUGCCAACCCCUGGAACUCCCUACCUGCAGCAAUAUUAACAUCAAUCUCACCAGUGUGGAAGGAUUCGCAAUGGCCAUUGACUGUUCCUUUCUCCACAUUUGAUGGUAAUAUUUGUGUCUAAUGUUUCAAUAAAAUUGUCAAUAAUUAGAAAAUUAUAAAAAUGUAAAGUUAUCCCCAUUUUUAAUGGUUUAAGAUAACAAAAAAAAAAUUAAAUAAUGAAUAAAAAGCAGACCUAUCUAUCCCAAAACACGGUCAAAAAGAUGUUGGACGAGAAUGAGUUUCAUUUUAUUCUAGACAAUGUGGUUGUUGAAUCCUCAAGUGGUAAAAUAUAACUCUAGAGUAAUCUGGAUGACUGCAUCGAAGGUGUUGGCUGUUUGAUCUAAAGUUAUUAAUACUGGAUUGCUACCAUUAUGGAAUUGUUGAAUAUAAUAUAUAGUGGCAGGGUUGAUUAAUAUGUAUUUUCAGUCAAGACUAAUCAGGAACAGUAGAGAUAUUUGUCUUCACAACUGAAGAGAAUAGUUGACUUCAUUAGUAAACUGCUCGAUACCUAAAUUGGAGUGUGAAAAGUUCCCUAUAUUCAAACUGGUGAUAAGAGUUGAACAACUCUGUAAAACUCAGUAUUGUAAAGUUGUUAAAUGGUAAAAUAAAAAAAUAAAAAAGACAAAAAUAACGAAGAAAAAUAGAAAAAGGUCCAAUAUUUAUAUUUCAUCAAAUACAGCAACAUUUAAAGUUUGCAAGAAUAUGGACACAAAAUUCUUUAUGAAAAAAAAAAAAAAAAAAAAAAGAUAGGCAUGUCCAGUUCUCAUUUCUGAAAUAUUUCAUGGCAAGAUUUCUUUUAUUUUUCAGUCGACAGGAGCUUCUAUAUAUAUUUCUUUUAUAAAUAAAAUUUCAAAUAGUGCAACAAAAGACUAAAAGACAUACAGUGAACUUGACAGGCAACAAGGAUAAGAGGAAAAUAAGAUUUUGCAAGAUUGUAGGAUAUUAGUGCAAAGUUCACAUUUUACAAAAAUGUCAGAAGCAACAAACAUAACAGUUUAUAAGUAAAAGAUUUGUAAUUUUAUAAAUUUAUAAUAAUUAGUUGUUUAGAAAAGAUUUGAUGGUAAUAUCUGUGUCCAAUAUUUCAAUAAAAUUGUUAAUAAUUAGAAAAUUAUAAAAAUGUAAAGUUUUCCCCAUUUUUAAUGGUUUAAGAUAAUAUUCAGUUGAGAGAAGAAAUUAGCUACAAAUGAAUAGAAAUCUGAAGACUUGUUUUUUUUUUUUUUUU